Molecule: messenger RNA, 273 nt
Organism: Arxiozyma heterogenica
Lineage: Eukaryota; Fungi; Ascomycota; Saccharomycetes; Saccharomycetales; Saccharomycetaceae
Gene: SPG1
Product: Spg1p
Exons: 1
Coding region: 1-273 (90 amino acids)
Source: RefSeq, a predicted model, not a curated record
AUGAAGUUAGACUCAAGUGUAUACACACAAGUUCAAAGGAUGGUAAGGAUGCCCCAUUUUAAAUAUCUAUUACUAGGCCUGACUUGUUCAGCCAUUGUUCCUACCCUGUAUUCAAAACAUUGCUAUCUUCCACACUACACUUCUAAAGUAUUAGAUAAAGAACGCGAAUUGUUGCCGGAUAAAGAACAAGAUGUAUCCCAACUUACAAAUCAAAAUAACUUCGAAGCAAUGGAUGAAGAGAAUAUUUACAGAUUAAUCUCAUCGAUCAUGUGA